Messenger RNA from Myotis lucifugus (little brown bat), 2005 nucleotides. RefSeq names its product KxDL motif containing 1 (gene KXD1). Bases 555 to 1301 code for a protein of 248 amino acids. NCBI's taxonomy places the organism in Eukaryota, Metazoa, Chordata, Mammalia, Chiroptera, Vespertilionidae. The record is from RefSeq and is a predicted model, not a curated record. Gene Ontology annotation, biological process: lysosome localization. The transcript is spliced from 4 exons. Gene Ontology annotation, cellular component: BORC complex.
AGCCAUCUGGGUUGCUGGGGCCCACAGCCUGGCUGCAAGGGCCUAAAAUUCUUGGCUUUAAUUUGGUGUUAAAAGUCUAGCGUCAGAGCAGAGUUUGGAAGGUCUUGUUUGCCUCUGCCAAAUGAAGUUCUGGUGAUCCCUUGAUGUGAGCCAGGUUCUGGGCUGGGCUCUGAAGACAGCAAACAAGCAAGAGACACAGGCCUUGACUCUCUUGGAGCUGAUAUUGCUGUGGGAUGACAGGCAAACAGGUCAACUAAGAUAAUUUCAGACAGAAAUGAGCCAGUGAAACAAAACAAGGUGCAGUGAUGAGAGUGACCAGAGUAGGGGUAGUCAUCAAGACUUCCGGGAGAGAAGACCCUGGAGGUGGUGGUAAUCUGAGGGGGCAGCCAAGCAUGUUCUAGCUGUGGGGACAGCAGGUGCAAAGGCCCUGAAGUGGGACUGGGCAAAGGCGGGGGAGGGGGUUGGUGGGAGGAGGCAGGCAGAUCAGUGCAGGUGGAAGGUGCCGGUGGCCUUGGGCACAUUGAGAGUGGGUGUGGAGGAGAGAUGGGAUUCUGAUGUAUUUAGGUGCAAGUUACAAAUAUAACCUCCUGGAGUUCUCAAAAACCCUGCAUUCCCAAGAUGUCAACACUGAGGCUCAGGUGGCACGACUGACUCACUUUAGCAGCCUGUGGGGUUCCCAGCCCCUUCUCUUUGUCCCAUCUUCCCCAGUGCCUGAUGCAGACCGAAGCCUUUCUUCCUGCCUGUUUCAGGCAGUGGAGGAGGAGGAAGAGAUGGAUCCCCCGGCCUCGGCCUCGAGGGUCUUCUGCAGCCGCAUCCUGAGCAUGGUGAAUGUGGAUGAUGUCAACGCCAUCAUCCUGGCCCAGAAGAACAUGCUGGACCGUUUUGAGAAAACCAACGAGAUGCUGGUGAACUUCAACAACCUGUCAAACGCCCGCCUGCAGCAGAUGAGCGAGCGCUUCCUGCACCACACGAGGACCCUGACGGAGAUGAAGCGGGACCUGGACAGCAUCUUCCGCAGGAUCAGGACGCUGAAAGGGAAGCUGGCCAGGCAGUACCCAGAGGCCUUCAGCCACGUCCCAGAGGCAUCCCUCCUGGAGGACGACGAUGAAGACCCCAUCCCGCCCAGCACCACGACCACCAUUGCCACCUCGGAACAGAGCACAGGUUCCUGUGACACGAGCCCAGAUACCAUCUCACCUUCCCUCAGCCCUGGAUUCGAGGACCUGUCCCAAAUCCAGCCCAACUCCCCUGCCAUCAGUGACCACAGCCAGAUGGAUGAUAAGCAGAUGCCGGGCCAGUAGCUCUGUUCCCAGGCACUCCAAGGGGUCCCAGGUCUCUCCAGGUGUCUGAGGUGGCAGCAGAUAACCCUGCCUGGAAAUGGUCAGCUUUGCCACCCUAUUCUGUCACCCAGGGCACCCUGGGGGAUAAGGCUCCCUCCCAGGAUGGGGGAAUCUGUCAUUCUCACUCCUUCACUGAGGCUAUUUUUCUCCUGCAGACCCUCUGCCAGGCCAGGGGUUGAGCAGCCAGCUGGAGUAGUUGGGCUGGGCACAAGGAAUCUUUUCCAGAGCCAGGCCUGAGGUCUGCUCUGAACAACACUUAAAGGUUCCCAAAGACAAAAGCCAGAUGUCCCCCAUCUCAGCACCCCAGUCAGGACCUCCUUGAGGUGGACAAACACUAUCAUGUCUCAGUUCACGCCCACACCUACUAAUUCUGGUCUCCCUGUCCCUUCCUCCAAGGAAAGUAUUAAAUACUUUCUCCAAUCAGUAUCUCAAGGAGGUUUCUGAAACAGGUGUAGAAAGCUCAAGACCAUCCACUCAGCCCCAAGUGUGAUAAAAGCCCACAUUUGUCUGACCAAAGGUGUGAGCCCUGAGGGCCCUGCAGAUCUCUCUCCCAGGGCCUCCGUGAAGCCAAGCCACCUUGGAAAACAGAAUUUAACAGAAUAUUUUUGUAUCCGAUGUUUACAGAUGCUGUUGGGAAGUUAUCAAUAAAAAGACUAAAAAGAGAA